Molecule: messenger RNA, 345 nt
Organism: Cavenderia fasciculata
Lineage: Eukaryota; Evosea; Eumycetozoa; Acytosteliales; Cavenderiaceae
Exons: 3
Coding region: 1-345 (114 amino acids)
Source: RefSeq, a predicted model, not a curated record
AUGUAUUAUUACUAUCAUCCUAGUAGAAAUGAUGAAAAAGAAAAAGAAAAGAGUGAAUUUUUAGAGUUAUAUUCUUUCGACCCCGUAUAUGAUGCAUUUCAGGAUCAUGAUACAUUCAUGGUCAGAAUGGAACUACCAGGUAUUCCCAAAUCAGAAGUAAACAUUCAAAUGAUAGAUGCCCGAACCAUCACUAUCAGCGGUGACAAGAAAGAUUUCCUUAAAUCCCCAAAUCAUACCUAUCAACUCGUUUCACCUACACCAACUACUACAAAUACUCCUACUAUUACUACUACUACUCCUCCUAGAAAAACAAAAUAUGCUAUGGAAAUAAGUACAUUACUCUAA